GCGCCCCUGCAGCACACGGCGGCCGCCGCACGGGAGCUUCCGGAGCCAGGCGCACGCGGGAGCCAGAGCCUGCCCGAGGCGGACGGCCCCGCGGCGGGUCCCGGCGCGGAGGAGGUCGCCGCGCUGCUGAGGGCGGAGCUGGCUCGGGAGAGGGACCGGGCGAGCCUGGAGCGGGCACGCCGCGAGGACCUGGACGCCCAGUGCCAGCAGCUCCGGGAGUCGCUCAACGAGGCCGUGGCCAAGUGCAUCCUGACCCACAACAUGGGGAGGAAGGUGUCGGAGAGGCUGGCGGCCGUGGAGAUGGAGGCAGCGGCCGACGCCAGGGCCGAGAUGCGCAUGCAGGACAGUCUUGAGGCGGAGCUGGCGAGCGCGGAGAGGGAUUUGAAGGAGACGUACAGGGCCUCCCUGGAGUCAGAGCAGCACGAGGCCGAGGGCAUCCGGCAAGAAGUGGCCAUGUACAAGGACGCGCUCCAGGAGACCGAGAGGACGGCCGAGGACGCGCACAAGGCGAACGACUACCUCGAAGAGCGCUUGGCCUGCGCAGAGCAGCUCUUGCAGGACGACGCCCUGACCGAGGCCGCCGCACUGCAGGAGCAGCUGACGGAGGCUCGACAUCGUGAGGAGGCCCUGCAGGAGGGCCAUCAGCAGCAGAUGGCCUCGCUCCGGGAGCGGGCGAAGGCUGCGAUCCAGAGGGUCCGCGACGAGAGCGACGAGCAGAAGGCCGUCAUGAGGGAGGAGCUUCGACAGGCCAUCGCCGAGGACUCGGGCGGCGAUGCGUUGCCUCACCUCUGCAGCAGCAGCUGGCGGAGGCGCAGCGGAGCCUGGAGGAGAAGGGCGCGAAGCUUGCCGACCUGCAGCGCGACCUGGACGCCAAGGAGAUGCUCAUGUCCGACUCGGUCAUGGAGCUGA
Molecule: messenger RNA, 909 nt
Organism: Prorocentrum cordatum
Lineage: Eukaryota; Dinophyceae; Prorocentrales; Prorocentraceae
Source: the annotation of a GenBank genome assembly